Neoarius graeffei (lesser salmon catfish) is the source of this 1041-nucleotide messenger RNA. It is a transcript of the gene ccdc92bb, whose product is annotated as coiled-coil domain containing 92Bb. The record is from RefSeq and is a predicted model, not a curated record. NCBI's taxonomy places the organism in Eukaryota, Metazoa, Chordata, Actinopteri, Siluriformes, Ariidae.
AUGUCGACUGCACCCCAGAGUCCUCCUCAUGUGACAUUAAUGCCUGAGACUCUUGUGGUUGAGUCCUCACAGCCCAAUAUCAGCUCCAAUAUGUUGGAUGCUGGACAGCAUGGCAGAGAGCAAAUGAACCUUCCCUGCCCAUGCCUCGGUGAUGGAGGAGAGAGCCGUCCUGCGUCUUUCAUCCGCCUGAUCGACACAUGUUGUGUGUCCAUGGAUACCAGCACCCUCGCCCAACAGGCAGACAGCAUCGAGCGGAACAUCACGUUCUUGCAAAAGGAGCAUCAGGUCCUCCUGACUGGCCUGCGCCUGGAGAUCCGUCACCUGAAGAAGAGAUGUAAUGAUCUGAGUUGUGAACUGAGCAAAAGGCCUCCUGCGAGAAACAGAGAUGACAUAGCAGCCGAGCAGGAGGUUCUUCAGGCUCGCAUACUGCAGUCAGAACAUCACCUUGCUGAACAGGAGUGCUCACAGGGGGAGCUAAAAGCCAAGCUUCGGCACAAGGGGGAGCAAGCGAGUGCGCUGCAGGUACGACUGCGUGAUGAGGAGCGGCGCUUUUUGGAGGAGCUGAAACGGCGCAGUCAUAAGAUCACAGCGCUCAGCCGUGAUCUCCGCAAGCAGACCGACAUCGCAGCCCAGCUCACUUUCCAACUCCAUUCAGCACGCUUCCGUCUCUACCAUCAAGCAGAAGAAGAAGACAAGGAGGAGGAAGGUGAAAGAGGUGAGAAGGGUCCAGGCUGUUUGUCAAGCUCUCCGCAGGUCUCAACAGCCAGAGCAGAAGCCAGACAUCGUGGCCACUGUUCAGCAAGAUUGCGAAGGUCAGAACGAGUGAGGGAAUGUGUGCCACAGGAACGCAUACUGGGGCCAGAGAAGCCCUGCCCCAUGCCUGACCCCGCCCUCUUCCUUUAUCCCUUCACACAAAGGCUCCUCCCUCUUCACAUAUCACUGGGAGGGCACUAUGGGGAGGCGGAUUCACAAAGGCGGAUGGGUCGACUACGGACCCAAGCAGUGAGAGAGGAUACUGGACCAGAGACGACAGAUUUAUAG